Molecule: messenger RNA, 623 nt
Organism: Sardina pilchardus (European sardine)
Lineage: Eukaryota; Metazoa; Chordata; Actinopteri; Clupeiformes; Clupeidae
Gene: uqcrh
Product: cytochrome b-c1 complex subunit 6, mitochondrial
Exons: 4
Coding region: 107-388 (93 amino acids)
Biological process (GO): mitochondrial electron transport, ubiquinol to cytochrome c
Source: RefSeq, a predicted model, not a curated record
CGAAGAAGAAUUUCCGUCUCUAGAAGUGUCACACUGUCCUUCGCCACAUCGUAACAGCGGCUACUCUGGUCUCGUCGGGUUAUCUAGGGACGCAACAACUGCAAUCAUGGUCUAUGAAGAGAAGAUGAUCUUGAAUGGAGACCCAGACGAUGAGGAAGAAGAGGAGGAGGAAGAAGAGGAAGAAGAAGACUUGGUGGACCCCCUAGACACGGUCAGGGAGAAAUGUGAGCAGACUGCACACUGCGUCCACGCACGUGAACGACUGGAGGCAUGUGAAAACAGGGUGGGCUCACGGUCGUCUGAGGAGGACUGCACAGAGGAACUGUUUGAUUUCCUCCAUGCCCGUGACCACUGUGUGGCACACAAGGUUUUCCAUUCCGUGAAAUAAUCUCAACAUCCCACUACUGCAAGUUGAUGUCCAUUUAUCUAAGAAACAAAUGCUUUGCUCACAUUUAUUAUUGUACGGAAGGCUCCCUGUAUAAAUUAUUUGUUGUAAGGGAUGCUGUUUUCAUGUGAAUAUUGUGAAUAAAAUGUUAUCUAAUGUGAUGCAGAUUUCAGAGAAUGAUUGAAACUAUCGGUGUUGGAUAACCACAAAUAAAGACAGUUAAUUUUAUAAAGCUCCA